AUGGGCGGCGGCGCGGAGGCGAGCGAGCAGGCGCGCGGGCAGCAGCGGCCAACGAUAUCGAUCGCGGUGCCGGGGUCCAUCAUCGACAACACGCAGUCGCUCGAACGCGCCACCGCCGUAGCGGGGCAGAUCGCGCGCGCCGCCGUCAUUUUCAAGGUGCACGAGAUCGUCGUGUACGACGACUGGGACGCGGAGGGCGACUCGAGCGCUCCGCGCGGGUGGCGCGGGGAGCGCUUUUCGGGGUCCGCGGGGUCGUUCCUUGCGCGCGUGCUCCAGUACCUCGACACCCCGCAGUACCUCCGCCGCGCGCUCAUCCCGCUCACGCCCGACCUGCGCCUCGCGGGGUUGCUUCCGCCGCUGGACGCGCCGCACCACGCGCGCAUGCACGAGUGGCCGGAGUACCGCGAGGGCGUGGUGGUGGCGGAGGGGGAAGGGGGAGAGGCGCGCACAGGGGGGAGCUGCGCCGUGGACGUGGGGCUGCAGCAGAGAGUGCGUGUGCGAGGAAGCUUCUCGGAAGGCACGCGGCUGACAGUGGCCAUGGGGCCUGUUGCUGAGCGAGAGAAGGUGUUUCAGCCAGGAGUGCUGCUGACGGCGGUGGCUCCGCACGUGCCGUGGGGGGAGAGGGGGCAGUACUGGGGGUACACUGUCCGCCUUGCCAGGGGCGUCUCUGGCGCCCUCUCCGCCUGCCCCUUCUCCCCCGCGCCUGCCUCCGCGGAGGGGGGAGCGGGGGGCUCGGGGGACGGGGGAAAAAGGGCGGGGGAGGGGCGCAGCUCUGAUGCUGCUGUGGUGGGGGGCAGUGGGGGUGCGGGGGAGGGGGAUGGGGCGGAGGGGGGGGAGGGGAGGGAGGGCGGGGGAGACGGAGGGGAGGAGGGAGAGGAGGGGCGGGGGAAGAAGAGGAGGCGGCGAGGGGGGAGGAAGAGAGGGGCGAAGCGGGGGUUGUAUGGGGAGGGGGGUGGGGGUGAGGGUGGGCAGGGAGGGGGGGAAGGGGGAGCGGAAGGGGGAGGAGCAGGGGGGGGAGGCGCGUAUGAUCUGAUCGUAGGGACGUCGGAGCACGGCGAUGUGAAGGAGAUCGGGCAGUUCAAACUGCCUCCCUUCCGGAAUUUAUUGGUGGUGUUUGGGGGCGUGGCGGGGUUGGAGGAGGCGUGUGUGCAUUUAUUGGUGGUGUUUGGGGGCGUGGCGGGGUUGGAGGAGGCGUGUGAGGGCGACGAGGGGCUGGCUGCUUUUGAGAUGCAUUUAUUGGUGGUGUUUGGGGGAGUGGCGGGGUUGGAGGAGGCGUGUGAGGGCGACGAGGGGCUGGCGGGGGACAGCAGGGAGCCGAGGGGGCUGUGCCAGCUGUACCUCAACACGUGCCCCUUCCAGGGCUCCCGCACCAUCCGCACUGAGGUGCGCUCUUGA
This is a messenger RNA of Closterium sp. Naga37s-1, 1395 nucleotides long. The record is from the annotation of a GenBank genome assembly. NCBI's taxonomy places the organism in Eukaryota, Viridiplantae, Streptophyta, Zygnematophyceae, Desmidiales, Closteriaceae.